Messenger RNA from Chilo suppressalis (striped riceborer), 5959 nucleotides. The record is from the annotation of a GenBank genome assembly. Lineage: Eukaryota; Metazoa; Arthropoda; Insecta; Lepidoptera; Crambidae.
UAACAUCACAUAAAUAUUAUUUAUUAUAUACUAGCAUCCGACUACGACUAUUAACGCGUGUACUUUAAUUUAUUUAGAAUAAUGGUUUCCUGUGGGAACUAAAAUUGUUUCCGGGAUAAAGAGUAUCAUAAUGUCUUAAUCCAGGUCUUUGUGAUAUCAUAUUUUGGUAGAUUUUAUGUCAGUUGUAGUGGUAUCCCAAGACUUCAAGUUGGCACUUUGGUUGGUUUGGCAGUUCUUUAAUGGCUACUACCAGUGACGGGUUGUUUAUCUGAUAUUCUGUCAUUAGUUAAGAAAAUUAGUUUUUUUUUGUGUAAGGACUGUUUACAUAAACAUGACGGGGAUAUUACCCACGUACCAACGUUUUGUUAAUGGAGUUCCAGUACCGUCCAUAUCGCGGCGUUCCUUUCGUCUACGAGAAAAAUAUUUGAUUGUUUCAGUACUUUUGACAUUCGGAAUCGUGUGGUUAGGGGCACUAUUUUACUUGCCAGAGUUCAAAAGUUCCACUAGUGUUAACGAUAGUGUUUACAAUGUGUACAAACGUAUUCAAAAAGCGGGCCCUGAGCUCCUUAUGCCACCUCCGUUGGCACAGAACGACGUGGGAGAUUUCCCUGUGGUUGGAAUCGUACGUCAUGGCGAAGAAGGUGAUGACCCUCACAUCGUCGAAGACAGGAAUCGCUUACGAGCGAAAAUAGAGGAGGACAUGGGUAUGAAAGUGCUUGAGAGACCACAAUUCGAUGCUGCACCAUCUGUUUCUUCAUCAAAGGGUCCUAGUAAAGCGCCAGUUGAUGCUUUAGAAGAACCUGCUUUAGUAAAUAACGCAAUUGACAAAGAUGCCUCCCCCGCUGGCCCUAAAGGAAGUGCCUCUGACAAAUAUGUAGCUGUAGCAUUGGGACCUAAUGCAGAUCCUGAUCAGAAACAUAAACUGGAGACUGUCAAAGAGAUGAUGCGUCACGCGUGGAACAACUACAAGCUGUACGCUUGGGGAAAGAACGAGUUGAAGCCGCUUUCGAAGCGAGCACAUCUGUCCAGCGUGUUCGGGGGUGGCGACCUGGGCGUCACUAUCGUAGACGGCCUCGACACCCUGUACCUGAUGGGACUCCACGACGAGUUCAGGGAGGGACGCGACUGGGUCGCCGAACACCUGCACAUAGGUGAAGUUGACUCUGAACUGUCUGUGUUCGAGACGACGAUCCGUUUCGUGGGUGGUCUGCUGUCGUGCUUCUCUCUCACCGGGGACACGAUGUUCAAAGACAAGGCGGCGGAGGUCGCAGAUGCUCUGCUGCCAGCGUUCGAAUCACCCACGGGAUUGCCCUACUCCUUGAUCAACCCAUCUACUAAGGUGACCAGGACUUACCACUGGGCGGGGCCUAAUAGUAUUCUCUCCGAGGUGGGCACCUUGCACCUCGAGUUCACGUAUCUCAGUGACGUCACGGGGAAAAAUGUGUACAGAGAGAAGGUUGAACGCAUCCGUGAUGUUUUGAACAACAUCGAGAAACCCAACGACUUGUAUCCUAACUUCAUCAACCUACGGACCGGCCAAUGGGGACAAAGGCACAUAUCUCUCGGUGCUUUAGGCGACUCCUUCUAUGAGUACUUGCUGAAGGCAUGGCUUAUGUCCGGCAAGACUGAUGACCAGGCGCGUGUAAUGUUCGACGCCGCCAUGCAGGCCGCGCUCGACCGCAUGCUGCGCCACUCGCCCGGAGGACUCGCCUACCUCGCCGACGUGAAGUACGGCCGCGUAGUAGAGGAGAAGAUGGACCACCUGGCCUGCUUCGCCGGCGGUAUGUUCGCGUUGGCAUCUACCACUUUGGAGAACUCUUUAUCGGCGCGUUAUAUGGCGGCGGCGAAAAACCUCACACACACCUGCCACGAAAGUUACGCGCUUUCUGAGACCAAGCUGGGGCCCGAGGCGUUCCGAUUCAAUGGUCCCGUGGAAGCUCGAGGAAUGAAGGCUGCCGAGAAAGUGUACUUGCUGAGACCUGAAACCUUCGAGAGUUACUUCAUCAUGUGGAGACUCACCAAGGAUCAGAAGUACCGCGAUUGGGGCUGGGAGGCCGUGCAGGCACUUGAGAAACACUGCCGCGUAGAGGGCGGGUACACGGGCCUCAGGAAUGUGUACAGCGAAGACCCACAAAAAGACGAUGUCCAACAGAGUUUUUUCCUCGCGGAAACGCUAAAGUAUCUGUACCUGUUAUUCGCUGACGACAGUAUAUUAUCUCUGGACGAAUGGGUACUCAACACGGAAGCUCAUCCGCUGCCCGUUAAGAACAAAAAUCCGCUCUACCGCGCUGCAACCACAGACAACAACCAAUUGUAGACACAUUGUAUAUAGGUAAAGACCUAUAAUGAAUGAAAACCUUCUUAAAAGGAAUAGUCUUAACAAAUGAAAACCUACUCCUUUUGUUGAGGAAUAACUAUUGAAAGUAUCAAGUUUUUUUUUACAUAACUAGAUUUUUCUGUUCCAAUCAGAAGUCAACGCAUUCUGAUUUAUCAGCGUUCUUAGAUAAUAACGAAAAAAAGUUGAGGACAAAGGCUGUAUGAACUUGGUAUCAUUUGCUUUUCUUAUGGGAGAGUUUUAAAACAAAUAUAAUUUAGCGUUGCUCACACUUUUUUCGAAACAGCCCCGAAAACAAAGGUGUAUAAUCCGCGGAUAGUUCCACCAACCCAUCUUUUCAAUUAAAUAUUAAUAAUAGUCGUAUACCUGUCGCCGAUAGACGAUAAUUUUAAAGCGGCCGUAGCUCAUUACUUAAAUCAAUCGUAGUUUAAAAUUUGUCAACCGAUUUCGAACUUAUUCUAAACAUUUUAAGAUUAAAUGAAUUUAUUUUUGUUUUGUAUACGACUUUAUGUUAUUUUAAUAAAAAAACAAUAAAAUCUUAGAAGAUUCAAAGUUUCGUUGGAGCUUUGGAAUUUUAUAUGUGCUUCCGUUAAUUUAAAUAAGUUAAAAAACUUUUUUUUAUUUAUUCUGAGUACAGAUCCAUAAUUUAAACAGAAAAAAAAUAGGAACAUCAAUCUUUUUCCAUAUGAAAGCAUUGAAUAUUUUUAAUUAUGAUUUAUUAAUAAAAUUAAGUAAAUAUUAUAAUCUGCCAUGCCAAUCUGCAUAUCACAAGAUGUACCAUGAAAUGUAAACAUUAACAAAACAAUUUCGAAACAAAAAUAAAUUUAAUGCAGUCAGCUUAGUGAGGCUUAGAGUCUCUUCUUUACGCCAGUAAUUUUUUUUAUUUAUAAUUCUAAAAAUCUUAUUUGUCCUAUAAUCCUAUUACCAUAUAAAAAGGCGUAUUUACUAGGAAAGAUCUACCUCUCAAGAAAAGAUCUAACCACAAUAGUACUUUAGGAAAGUUGGAUUAAGUAUAGUGCCGCAUUAAAUGAAAAUCAUGCGACUUAAUUAUGUUAAUUUGUGUGGUACAAACGCCUAAUAUGCGUGUCAUGUUUGCCAGUUAUUUUAAUAAUUUUCAUAUUAUCUUAUAUAUGAAAAAGAGUUAUGACUGAUUAGUUCAACAAUUAUGUAUAUAAAUCUCCAUAUUAAAUAAUAAAAAUAUCUAAAUCCUACAUAAAGUUUAAUUAAUUUAAUUAUUUAUUACACACACAAACUUUAGUUAAACUUCAACAUAAGAACACAAGUUUCCUAUCAAAUUAACACUAUUCUAAACAUUCUUCUUAACAUUAUCCCCUCUACCUUUGAAUAUAUCAGUAUACUAUAUAUAAUAUUCUUAAAAAUAGUGAAAUUAAUAUGAUAUUUGUAACCCUUUAAACCAAUUUUUUACUGUUUUUACUUAUAUUUAAGUAUAAACUUGAAACCAUUUUAAAGUAUAUGUAAAAAAUUACGUGAUCACAGAAAACCGUUGGUGGGUCUAUGACCAUAUUCAUGCAAGAACAUUGUGUACGCUGUCACUAUUCUUCCAAAUUUUUGCCUCUGUCGAUCUAACCACACAAUGUCAUUUGACAUUUUGCAUUAACAAAAUACUAUUUCCAGCUUAUUUUAUGGCAAAUGUUAGUUAUCUCAGGCAUUCGUUAGGGCCUUCCUCAUACUAUUGAAAAAAAGUAUGCAUCUAUUCAAAUCAGUUUUCUCUCUAGUUCAUUAUGAUUUAUUUUAUACCUAGUUUAUUUAUUUAAUUAUGAUUUAUGUUUCAUUGUGACGAAUAUAAACAUUUUGUUUAUACUUUACGAAUGAACGUUUGGUUUGUAGGAUAAAUUAGUUCCAUUUUUAUUUCUUGUACGUAAUAUUUUAUUUUUCUCACUUUCGCUAUGUUGAGUUAAAGAUUGCUGUAAAUAUUAUUGCUCAAGUCAAUUAGAGACAGUAAGGAACUGUCAACGAAAACUAUGAAUAGUAAAUACAAACAACCUUGUUAUCGUAUAGUUCUACUUUAUUGUAAUAAAGGCAUGGUGUAUACUCGUACGAAACUUAGGGAAACUUUAUAUCUGGUUUUAAUCGUUUUUAAUAAAGAACCAAAGGCUCAGUACAUACGACCAAUCGAUGUAGACUUUACAUGGCGUUAUAACGUAACACUAAAUGCACGAAUGUAAGUUUCUUCUCUAUAUUAAGGGAGACUAUAAAGUUGAGUCGCACUUUUUUAUUUUACGAAAUUUGUUUAUUUCUAUGCCUUCUGCCACUAUCGUAGGUAUGUAGACUACCUUCGUAAGGCUUACAUACAUUGAUCUGGGUGUCGUCACUUUUAAACGUCCUUAUUUCAAUGGGGAAUAAGGUCUAUAUUAUACACGAUUUGUUCACACGCGGUUUUAUCUCUCACGGUUUCUGAUUUCUUAACACAACUACUUUAUUUACUUAUCUUAAGAAUAGACCAAUGUGUAAUGAUGUUUUACUAUCUUAUUGAUGCAGCAGAGACCUUUACAGAGACUUUUUCUUUUUUCCUAUAUUCAGCUGCAUCCCAAUAAUAAUUUCUUUCUUUCAUACCCAUAUAACAAAAUUGACAAAAUUAAUGAAAAAUCUAUAAAUAUUAUAAUAAUGUAUCAAUACUAAAAUUAUCUAAAUAAUCAAUUAGGACUAUCUGAACGUUUAUUUCAGACUGACAUUCCCAAAACGAUGUAAUUUAGUCUAAUGCUUAAAAAAUACAUUGUCCACGUCAUCGUGGAUGUUACGGAGAAUGGAGUUCCCACUUUCACGGAGCCUUUCCCAAAACGAAGCGCACCGCGAUCCGAACAUACAAAAAAUAUCUUCAUUGUUUUCAAAUUUGCUUCAGCAAAAAUUUCCUUCCCACUACAAUAUCGCGGUUGUUUCAGCAGAAUGCGAAAGUUGACAUGUAUAAAACCUUUGGCAGUACGCUUUAAACAACAUUUUCUUGACGUCUCUCGAACAUUCACCGAACCGCCUUGCGAGCAUAUUGCACCUUACCGUAAGAGCCCUUCUCUCCCUCUCCAUAUCGUCCUCAUCGUUGAGUUGAAUAUAUGAUCUAGAUAUCUGAACCUAGUUACAAUCCGCAUUGGCAAACCAUACAGCUACGCCGGCGGAAAGUUUACCGGACCUAUUCCGUUCCGAAAAACAACGACUUCAGUUUUAGCAACAUUAAAUUUCAAUCCAUGUUCCCCAGCAUAGGACUCACAUAUUGAAAGCAGCGUUCGAAGUCCAUUAAUCGAGAAACUCGGAAGAAACAUGUCGUCAGCGUACCUCAGGUUGUGAACACAUACGAUACCAUCAUGGCAGCCACUGCCAGAUUUAGGGGAGGGCAACCGGGGCGAAAGCCCCGGGGCCUCCACAAACGGGGGGCACCCUCAAUAGAGACUUCGAAAAAAAUAUCUUUCGAAUUCAAACUAGUAAACAUCUUUUCCUUUGAUAUUUUUUUUGCUCUUUUACCUUUACCUACAGCCUAUUUGAUAUUAUUAAUCUCAGGGCCGAAUUAAAGGCAGGGCAGGGGAGGCUGUGGCCCAGAGGCCUCCACAACAGCUUAAGAAAUAACAAAAUUUCGAUGGGUCAACAAGCAUGCAAAUCCUAAGUGGCCCGGGGCCU